Messenger RNA from Racocetra persica, 150 nucleotides. The record is from the annotation of a GenBank genome assembly. NCBI's taxonomy places the organism in Eukaryota, Fungi, Glomeromycota, Glomeromycetes, Diversisporales, Gigasporaceae.
AUGUGCUCUAUGUGCACAACUUCUAAUUUUACUAAUAAUUUUGGUUUACUAUUUAGCCCAAAAGUCAGUUGGAGAAAAGUAGUUCUAUCUGUUGGGCAUACUUCCAUGUGUCUCGGGCUCUUCUUUCUCCUUGAGUCUUCCCAAUGGUAG